This is a messenger RNA of Peniophora sp. CBMAI 1063, 969 nucleotides long. The record is from the annotation of a GenBank genome assembly. Lineage: Eukaryota; Fungi; Basidiomycota; Agaricomycetes; Russulales; Peniophoraceae.
AUGUCGGGCCGUAUACCCUCUUUCCCUCCCGCCCAGCAGGCUCAAAUAAUUCGAGCGCAUCAGCGAGACGUCAUUCACGUCGCUUCGCUUCGCGAACAGGCCGAGAAUAUACUGCGAGCGUGGUUAGGCUCAAGGACACUCUCGCGCUAUGACAAGGAGAUCGAGCUACUCGUGAACCUUGCUUAUUUCGGCUUAACUACUGGACGCGCCAUCCAGACUCUGGGUGAAGAAUAUACCGGUAUAUGGCAGCAUCCAUUAAAGUUAAGAUUGAAAGGCGUGCAACUCGCGUUGAUUCUUUUGCCGACACUACCACAAUAUCUACUCGCACGUUUCGGGUCCGCACUCAAUCAGCGAAGUCUGCUACUGAGGAACGCGGUACAAGCUGCAGUCGGCGUACUGGAAAUUGUCGGAGGGUUGAAUCUCGCGAUAUUCUAUCUGCGUGGGACGUACUACGACCUUGUACGGCGCGCACUCGGCUUGCGAAGUGUUUCUGCAACACCAGAGAAUCCGCAGUCGCGACCGCCGUCCUACUCACUCCUCGGCGUGCUGAUACUCGUUCGACUUCUCUACCGAUUGAUCUCUCACUUAAAGUCCUCUCAAACGGCUGCGUCUGGGUUAGGCGAUGAACAGAAGCGACGUGUUGCGACAACUAGUGGUAGUGUCGAGCCACACAUCGACGGACGAACAGUCUCAGAGAUUCUCAACGCGCCAGACCCAGAUACCGCGCCCACGAUACCCGCUGAAGAGGACGAGUCUACCGUUUUGGAUGUGGCGAGCAUACCCCCGCAGAUUCGGGCUGGGCGCACAUGCACUCUGUGCUUGGAAGAAAGACGGGGGACGUGCGCAACAGAGUGUGGGCAUUUGUUUGACUGGGAUUGUAUUUACGGAUGGGGGCGAGAAAAGUCCGAAUGUCCAUUAUGUCGUCAAGCACUCGACUUGACAAAGUUAUUGCCAAUACGCAACUUGUAG